Molecule: messenger RNA, 1164 nt
Organism: Entrophospora sp. SA101
Lineage: Eukaryota; Fungi; Glomeromycota; Glomeromycetes; Entrophosporales; Entrophosporaceae
Source: the annotation of a GenBank genome assembly
AUGGAACCAGAACACAACGUGGAAGAAGAAUCAACAACAUCUAUAUCAACUACAACACCACCUCAUUCACCACCUCAUCCACAACCUUUGUUGCCUUAUCCACACUUUACCAAUCAUACUCCAAUAUUAUUUCAACAUUCACCAAUAUUUGGUAAUUUACAGCUUAUUCGUAGUAAUCCUCAAUUAACUAAUUCGAUCGUCGAAAAUGAUGCAAGUAGUUCAAAUAGUACCGACUAUAAUAAUAGAAAUGAUAGAGGUCACACUUCUCCAGCAUUUACCUCGACUGCUACUCCUACUUCUACUACAAAUGUUCUUUCAAAAAUGAUUGAUAGUGAACAACAAGAAAGAUGUCAAAGUGCUGCUAAUGCUCUUCAACAAUAUUCUUUAUUUGCAAUGCAUGUAAUACCUAGUGGAGAGAUUAUAAAGAUGGCAGUCCGUGCACAAUUCGAAAAUAGCAACGAAAUUGGUGUAUUUUCUCGUUUAACUAAUACAUAUUGUUUGGUUGCGAUUGGAGGAUCUGAAAAUUUUUAUAGUGUUUUUGAAAGUGAACUAGGUGAUGUGAUUCCAGUGAUACAUACAUCAAUAGCAGGCACUAGAAUUAUUGGACGGUUAACAGCUGGUAAUCGAAAAGGACUUCUUGUCCCAAAUACUACAACUGAUCAAGAGCUUCAACACCUUCGUAAUUCAUUGCCUGAUUCAGUGCAAAUUCAGCGAAUCGAGGAACGAUUAUCAGCAUUGGGGAAUGUGAUUGCUUGUAAUGACUAUGUCGCUCUUGUUCAUCCUGAUAUUGAUAAAGAAACUCAAGAAAUCAUUCGUGAUGUUUUAGGGGUAGAAGUAUUCACACAAACUAUUGCGGGAAAUGUGCUUGUAGGUAGUUAUUGCGCAAUAAGUAAUCAAGGCGGCCUGGUUCAUCCAAGGACUUCUAUUCAAGAUCAAAAUGAAUUAACAUCUUUGCUACAAGUUCCAUUAGUCGCAGGAACAAUAAAUCGUGGAUCUGAUGUGAUCGGAGCAGGUCUUGUGGUAAAUGACUGGUGUGCUUUUACAGGAUUAGAUAGCACUUCAACAGAAUUAUCUGUUGUAGAAAGUAUCUUUCGACUACAAGAUGCACAACCUACAGCCAUUGUCAAAGAGAUUAGAGAUUCAUUGGUUGAUAGUUAUAGUUAG